Molecule: messenger RNA, 723 nt
Organism: Nomia melanderi (Alkali bee)
Lineage: Eukaryota; Metazoa; Arthropoda; Insecta; Hymenoptera; Halictidae
Source: RefSeq, a predicted model, not a curated record
CUGACUUUGUAUUUCUCUGUGGCAGUUUUUGCUUGCUUACUACGAUGAGUUCAUCACCAUUACUUUCGCGAGGAACCUAUGUGCAAAGCAUCCGCAUUGCUACAAGAGCAAUCAUCCGUAAAUGGGUACUUAGAACUUAUAAGAACAUGGACAAAGGAUACAACGAGUGUUGUUGCUUGCAGCGUUAAAUCUGGUCGCGUGAUCGGUGUCGCCAUUACAAGAAUAGACAGCCUCCCUGAAAAAAUGGACGUUUACAAUCGUGUACAAAUUCUGGAAGGAGUUCAACUAAAAAGUAUCAUGCACUUGAUGAACACACUGAUCUUACAAACGAACCCCUACGACAGAUUUAAGCUCCACGAGUACUUUCGUAUCUAUCUUACCUGCGUGCACCCAUCUUAUCAAGUAAAAGGCAUCGAAAUCGCACUUCUAGAUGCCUGUGUGCAAGUAGCAAAAUCAUUGAAAUUUUCGGCGAUCGGUGGCAUCUUUACUUGCGGCGCCAGCCAAACGAAAGCACGAAGCAUCGGCUUUGAACUUUUUUCGGAGAUACGAUAUAACCGAUGGGUCGUUGACGACCGUGUAGUUUUCGACGAUCCAGGCAGGGGAAACCAUUCAGCAGCUUUUAUGGGUAUGCUAAUGUCAUCUGAGGAAGAGCUGGACAAUAAUGAAACGCCUUUCAUCGACGUGACACCAAAAAAGGUUGGAGGAAACUUGUUUGAUGAAUAA